This is a messenger RNA of Paramecium sonneborni, 1119 nucleotides long. NCBI's taxonomy places the organism in Eukaryota, Ciliophora, Oligohymenophorea, Peniculida, Parameciidae. The record is from the annotation of a GenBank genome assembly.
AUGUGCACUAAAUUAAAUUUAACUAAUUCUAAUUCCAAUGUAAUGCUCUAUCUCAAAUUAAGAGAAAGUGGUUGUGAUAAAGUUUAAGCUCGUUAAUUUUGUCGAAAGAAUUUUUGUAAAGUAAAAAUUUAUUUUUUAUAUUAAAGAUUGAUUAAACAUAGAAAUCUGUUGGACCACCUGGACAUAAAGUUCUCAAAUUACAUCCAAAUCGUUUACAAGGAGAUAAAGGAUGGCAACCAGGAUUUAUGAUGAAAUAUGAUCUUGGUAGUGGUUAUAGGGACUCUAAAGGUUUUAUAUAUAAAUUAAAUAUUAGAUUUGAUUGAAGAAUCAACUCCAGCUGAAGAAGCUAUUUUAAAAUAAUAUGAUAAGUAUGAAAAAAAGAAGAAUGCUGUACUUCUAUAGAAAAUGCUCGCUGUUAAAAAUUAUGCCGAUUCCUUAAAACCUCCUAAAAUUGAUGUCUUCAGUAAAGAUAGUAUAGAAAGGAUAAGAAAAAUAUCUUAGGAAUUAUAUGAAAAUUAAUAAAAACCUAAGAAAUACUUCUAAUAAGGAGAUAUGAAGUUCUAUGCAUUGGCUGAUUAUAUUUCAACUCAUCGUUCUGGUUCAUUAAAUGAUUUGAGAAUAAAUUUUGAUCCUAUUGUAAACACUUAAAUAAAAUUAAAAACUGAAAAUUCAUAAUACUUAAGUCCAAAUAAAAUCUUCAAAAGAUAAAUAACAAUAAGUACAAUAGAGAAAGGGGCUAAUUUAAUAAUGGCUUUUUAAAAUUAAACACCUAUUAAUGAAGAAUUGGAUACAAAAUCAUCAAAUCAAAAUAAUGAAGUAGUGGCUUCCUAACUUUUAAAACAUAAUAAUCAUAAAUUAGAAUUGGCAGAAGAAUUCAAUUCAUCUCAAUAUUUAUUUACUCCAUCUAGUGCUCAUACAAGACAACCAAGUUAAGUUGAUUAGAAUGAUGAAGCAGUUAAGUGUUUUGUAUAAUAAUUUUAUGAUAAACAAUACAAUGAUAAAGUUAUUCCCUCAACUAAAAGGAAUCUAAGAUUAAGAACCUUAGAAAAUAGUGGAAUUCAGAAAAAAGAGCCUUAAAAAUAAAUAAAAAAAUAAGGUAAAAGAUAAAGUAUGUGAACU